Messenger RNA from Labrus mixtus (cuckoo wrasse), 3254 nucleotides. It is a transcript of the gene agtr2, whose product is annotated as angiotensin II receptor, type 2. Bases 971 to 2218 code for a protein of 415 amino acids. Gene Ontology annotation, biological process: immune response; G protein-coupled receptor signaling pathway. The record is from RefSeq and is a predicted model, not a curated record. Gene Ontology annotation, cellular component: membrane. NCBI's taxonomy places the organism in Eukaryota, Metazoa, Chordata, Actinopteri, Labriformes, Labridae. Gene Ontology annotation, molecular function: G protein-coupled receptor activity. The transcript is spliced from 2 exons.
GUUGAUCAAAGGAUCUGUGAUGUAAUCAGUCUCAGAGCUUUGUGCGCAUCCCUCAUUAACUUUCACCAGAGGCUUUAAUGAAAACCCACUGGAGGGAAUCUCCGCUUUCUCUCCAUUUCUCACUCCUCCUUCCCUUCCAUCUCUCUUUCCCAUCUCCACGUUCACUCCCUGCAGUAUCUGCUCGUCCUCCUCCUCAUUCAUCUUGCACACUGUGCCUCCCCUAAGCUCCCUCCGAGCCAGUGGCGGGUUUUGACUUCCGCUGAGACUGAGUAAAUAUUUCCCAUGGCUUAUCUGACCGCUGGCAGGACAGAAAUGACACAAAGUGCAAGGCCCUGCUAAUUAACACACAGCCUGGGUUUGCUCGGGCCAGUGGCCCCCGGGGGGGACAGUUACAGGGCUUACAGUUUGUCACCUGAAACACAGGGGUAUCAUGUUCAUUAUGGUCAGGUAUGACACACGGCUGCAUUUCUGCAGUCACUAGAGACGCAGCUAUGACUUUAACACACAUCUUGACUUGAUUUACAAAGUUUUGGCCUUUCUGGUAUAGAGAGUUUGUGAGGGAGGGAUAGAAUGAAAAACAGAGAGCAAUUUCCUCUCCCUCUCUCUGGCUCUUGUCCAGGUACAGUCCAGCCCCCUUGGUUCUGGUGAAGGUGUGACGUGGAAGUUACUCCCCUGUUGUGCAAUCAUCAGGAGGCUCUUGGGGGCUAUAAGACCCCCGACCUCAUCUGGUCUCUCAGAGUCUGUCUCCUCUACACACAGACAAAGAGGCAUGAUAUGGUCUGGGGCACUCAGCUGUGCAGUCUCUUAGAGGGGUCGAGGAGCAAUUGUCAAAACAUGGACUUUAGCCAAAAGGCGCACUGAAAGCUGCUUGGAAACUGCUCGGACUGGACACUAACCCUCCAGCUGACCUUGGAUAACUGAAAGGAGGGAAGUCAAGUUUUGUGACGCAACUGUACAUUCAUUUUUCAUAAUGGCGAUCCCAAAUGAACUCUCUCGUUUCAACUCCACCUCAUCGCCUUAUUCAACAACAAAGAACAAUGUCAACACCUCUAUAGCCAAUUCUACUCCGCCCUGCUCAGACUGGCCCUAUGUGCCCAUAACCACAGUCAUCCCCAUCAUUUUUAGUGUGAUCUGUGUGCUGGGAAUUGUAGCCAACACCCUGGCAGUGUGCGUCCUAGCCCACACCAAUACCUCAAGGAGAACUGUGGCAAACACUUUCAUGCUGAACCUCUGUGUGUCUGACCUGCUGUUCCUGUUGUCACUCCCGCUGUGGGCCGUCUACUAUGCCCGAGGCUACAAUUGGACCUUUGGCUUGUUAGCGUGUAAAGUCUGUGGAGGUCUCCUCAAUCUCAACCUGUAUGCGUCGAUCUUCUUCAUCACGAGCAUGAGUGUGGACCGCUACCUGGCCAUCGUGCACCCGCUCUUUUCCCAGAGUGCACGAGACCCCAAACGUGCCCGCCUCACGUGCAUCCUCGUGUGGGUGUUGGCGUUUGCUUGCUCGGUCCCCAACUUGUGUCUGAGGGAGCUUUAUCACCUUGAGGACAGGAAUGUGAUCGCCUGUGUGAUGAAUUAUCCUAAUGACACCUUGAAUACAACCCUGGUAUGUCUGAAGAUUGUUCUGGCCUUCCUCCUCCCUCUACUCAUCAUCGCUUGUUGCUACUGCACAAUUGGUAGACAUCUGUUGGCUGAUACAGGGCUGAUAAGAAUGCAAGAAUCAAAUGUGGCCUCAUUUAAAUCCCAAGAGAGCUGCAGUAAAGCAGAGAGACCUCCAACCCCCUGUGUGAGCCACGGCUCCAGCGGAGGCCGACCUCGGGAGGGAAGGGGCCUCGAGCGGGUGCUGUGGACAGUGGCUGCUGUGGUCCUGGCUUUCUUCCUCAGCUGGUUUCCCUUCCACUGUAUGACUUUCUUGCACAUCCUGCAGAUUGAAGGCUGGGUGGACAGCUGCUGGGUCAACUGGUCCCUCAAAAACUUAACCCCCCUCACCCUCUCUUUGGGCUUCUCUAACUCGGCCGUCAACCCUGUGCUCUACUGCUUUAUUGGAAACCAUUUCCGGGGACGUUUGGGAGGGCUCUGCAAGGGCCUCUGUGCUUGUUUGAAGACCCGCGGGGAGAAUCAGAGCCAGAAGAGAGGCUCUUUUAGCACCAGGCUGAGCUCCUUCUCCCGAAAACUCAGUGAUCUGAAAGACCUGGCGAUUGUGGAGCCCUCAGGUCCUGAUUAGUAGAGCCCUGAUUGGAGUCUUUCCCUUCUCAUUUACGGGCUUCACACCCCGAGGAGCAGCGGCGACGUCAAGUGACUGCUGAACUCCAAUUAGCAUGGAUGUGAGAGACGCCACUGUUACUAUAACUGACUCAGUCAAAUCCCAGCAGAGUCAGAUGCUGCAGUUUAAAGACGGAACAAAAUGUAUAAAAAUGUCAGUCUUGAGACUUUGAUGCCAAGCUGUGUAACAGACAUUUAAAUAAUGAAUUGAAUGCUUUAAAAACUACAUCAAGCAGCUGUUGUCAGUGAAGAAGCUAUACAACACACCAUCUUUACAGUGCCAGCUCUGCACCAGACAAAAGACAGGCAGAGUGACUAGCUUAUAAACACAGUGGAGCAUUAAGCAGCUACAAAGCCAGAUAUUUCCCUCAGGAUGCGCUUAGUCUUUUCUUUGUCCAUAUUUGAAAAACAAAAAUUCAGUUAUUGUAGGUUGCAGGAAAAUGCUUUCAAACCUUCAUGGACUCCAGGUCUGACAUUACAGCGACACUAGUAAGCAACUCUUCUUUUCUUGUUUUGACAUUGAAGUUGUAGGCUUUGGGGACGAUGUACAAAUGAUGUUAAAAAAUGAUUUACCAAAUGCAGAAAAAAGGUAUAAAAGAGAAGAUCCUUUUGUUCUCUUUGUGACUAUCUUACCAGCUAGCGCUUAUUUAAAGGUGUUCUGUCGAGCUCUGCUUUAGCUAUGACGUACCUCUGACAAUGUACAAUUCAAAGGUUUGAUAUUUUUUUUAAAUGGUAAGAAAAGUGAGAAAGAAAAGAAUAAUAUCCUUAGAGUUCAUAUAGCUCCACUGCUUUUUUUGCUAUAUGGCCAGGCCGGCAGAAGAAUGGGAUCUAAAUGUAUAAGGAUGAUUAUUUCAACCUUUUCUGUUCUUUCUUGGACCAAAAACAUUAUGCGUAUACUUGUUUAUUUUGUAUGGUAUUAUUAUGUAAAGGCAGUUAAGAAAAAUUUAUAUUAGUGCAUCUCUUUAAAUAACAAAUAAAGUUUUUUGCCUAAAACAAAA